Molecule: messenger RNA, 6115 nt
Organism: Symsagittifera roscoffensis
Lineage: Eukaryota; Metazoa; Xenacoelomorpha; Acoela; Convolutidae
Product: C-Maf-inducing protein-like
Exons: 5
Coding region: 24-2786 (920 amino acids)
Source: RefSeq, a predicted model, not a curated record
AAUGUGACCACUUGUGAAGCAAAAUGCAAUCUGAUUGUGGAUCAACCGGCGAGCUGGAGCCAAGCCAGAGUGACAGCGUUAAAUCAACUGAGCUUGGGAGGCAUGUAAUGCAGCAACCUAAAUUAUACACCAGUUGUCAGAAAAAUGCAACCGAUCUGGUCAAAAGAAGAUCUGGAGGAGGAGCUAAGAGAUUAUUCCGAAAGAGGCGAAGUCUUCAGUCGACGAAUGGUUUUCUAUUAGAUGACGGUGGAGCAAACAUUGCAGUUCAAUGCGGAAUCCAUUCGAACAUCGACUUUAAGUCUAAUCAAGGCGGAGGAAGUUCUUGUUCGUGGCCGUUUUCUGGAAAUGUACCGAAGGAGAACGAUAUUACUGUUGAUAGCAGUUGCAGCGAUUCAUCAAAUCACAGUCCAGGCGAGGAGGCGGUUGUACUCGAGCUUAAUCCCGACAUCUGUUGCUUGUAUUGCCCACCUGUGGUGCUUGCAGAUGGCCAGUUGCGCUCGCGAUCAGCUAACAGCGUUCAUUUUAAAGCGCAUGCUUGCUCAAGCGCCGAUGACAAGAAGACAAUGACUCCGUUUGUAUUGGAACCAGGAACAGACGAAAUCACAGUUCUGCCUCCUGAAGAUGAUUCAGAUGCGGACGAAUCGGAAGCCAAGAAGCAGUGCAUCUCUCGGUUCAAGCCAAUUUACGAAGGUGACAUACUCGUUUGUAGAAGUGCACCUUUUGCUGGAGCCCUAGGAAAGCUGCUGUGGACCAGAGUUUUCAAAAGAUGGGAGAGUUGCCGUCUCAAGUUCUUCGCUGAUCGCUUUACUUGUCAGUCGAAUGCUACUGCAAAACCUACCGAGUUAAGCACGUUCUACAGCGAUAUCAGACACAUACAGAUUUUCCCGCGCAAGCAAAAGAUAAACGAAAACAUGGAACCUGGAAGGAUCACUAGGCCAUGUAUAAGAAUUGCGUUGGCCGAUCACCAAAUUUUGCUACAAGCUAAAAAUAGCCAUAUUUGCUGCCAAUGGUUCUACACGCUACAUUGGAGAAACAGGCUUGCUCAUGGCAGAUUGCUACUUCUUCAAGCUGAAAGCUUCGACCGAGUACGAGCCGAGUUGUUAAGCUUAGUAGAGUAUGUUCUCCUGUGUCGGAUUUCACACGAAGAGGUGAAAGUCUCAGUUCUUGAAGUUCUAUCAGAGUUUCUCUGCUCAGACAACAAAAACGUCGUUCAAUCCGUACCCAUUAUCGAAGUAGUAAACAUCAUCCAACCGUUGCUACUGUGUGUUGAAAACUACAUACUCUCAGACGAAAUGUGCAAGUAUUUAUCCCGGUUCUUUGUCCAAUGCCCCAAAACUUCUCACCUACUUGAUGUGUUUGUUCCGUUGAUUCAGCAGCUACUGAAACAUAAUAGUGAUUUUGGUAAGAGACCUCAAGUCCGAGAUUUCAUUGCUGACUUCUUUCUAGCAUUGAUGAAUUUGCCGGAAUUCGAAGAACAAGUCGAUUCGUUCGUAGAGACAGCCCAUGGACCCAAUGCGACAUGUCCGCAUAUAAGAGUGCUGAGCAAUCUAGUAGCAGUAUGUCUAGCUUCUCUACAGCUAUGCAGAAAUCGCUCUGAUUUCGUGUACGAUGGGAUUCGAAUCUCAAAACCUAUCGAGAAAUCUGCCAACAACUUCGAGGACAGAUACUCUGAGGAGCAGAACGAAUACGCAGACGUCAUCAAAAUGGGAAUCUGCGCCAGUGAGUCAAACCUGGAUUCGGACAAUGACCUUUCGAACUCGAAUGGGAACCUAAACGACGAAGAGGUGGUUGCUUCUGAAUCGGAACAGAGAACCAUUAAGUGUUUCCUGGCGAUUCUCAAAUCGAUUUGUUUUUAUGAAGACUGGCGGUACAGUUUGGCGCCUUUAUUGCAACCGAUUCCCUUCGCUAAGGCGGCACUUGUGUGCGACUCCUUCGUAAACGGCGUGGCUCCAAUCAUUGCUUCAUUCGCCGGUGACUCGCGAUGUGAAGUGCACACAUGCGUGCUAGGAGUCCGAGACGGCAAACUGGGAUGGUUCCACCUGUUCGCGCCUGGAGGACUCCUUGCGGACGAUGCAAAUGACGGAAGUCUUUUCUGCUCGAUGCUAAGCGCAUUGAUAAAUUGUUGCUAUAAGAGAAAGAAAUUCAUCCUCUAUCUGGCGACAUACUUUCUGUCUCCGAUACUCUUGAUGGCAUCGAAAGGCAAUACCGAUAUGAUGGAUCUAUUGUGUCUGAUGUUGCAGCUCGAGAUCUUAGACUCAGCUGAUGUCAGAGUAGAAGUGAUCUCAACCUUGGAGAGCAGCAAAGCUGGCCACGAGCGUUACUCACAAACGUGCGAGGAAAUCUCCAAGUUCAAAGAACUCCAAUCUAAAGGAGGUCCAACAAUGCUCUCUCUCCCACCCAAGUCCACAGACCAACAUCUCGCACAGGUUCUGAAGUCCGGCUAUUUUGGCAACCUGGAGUCGCUCAGUCUGGCAUUCACGAAUGUGAGCAGUGCUAGUGGAGAUCUCAUUUCGAAGCUGAGGAGUCUGAAGUAUUUGAACUUGUGGGCGACUAGCUUCGGAGACCUGGGAUUGCAGAUGAUUGCGGACAAUUUGCUCAAUCUGCAGGUGUUGAAUCUGUGCGAAACUCCAGUUACGGACAAGGGACUAGCUUCUCUGAAGCACAUCAAAUCACUGCGACGACUGAAUCUGAACAGCACCAAACUAACUGCGCACACUUUUGAGGCACUGAAGAAAGAACUGCCACUGCUGCAGGAAGUGGACAUCCGAUAUACAGAUGCAUGGUAGAAAUAUGCCCACCUGAAAAGAAGACAGAAAUGAAGAGGACGCAAGGAUCAUCAGACCCUAAAUCCUAAACGAGUCGGAAGUCAAAAAUACACGAGAAACAGAUUCUAUUUUCAGCUAUUUAUAGUAGAAUCAAUUAAAUUAAUUAGUCUGAUUAAAAAUUUAUUCAUAAACUUUACUGGGUUUAUGUUUCUAAAUUCUUCAAAUUCUAUAUUAGCAGUUAUUGCUGAAUUGAUAUAUUAAUGUUUUAGUCGAUCAGUUAGUUAGAGAAGCUUUGCUUUUUUUCUGCUGUGCUGCUGCAAUAAACCUCUAAAUGUUAAUUGAUCCAAGUCUAUGUUCGUAUUUUUUUUCGUUCUUUGAAAAUUUUUGAAUUUAAGAUAAAAUGGCUGUAUACAAUUUGCAUGAUUAAAUGUUUUAUUUCUUGAAAAGUCAUCUGGAAUUAUUUUAUUUAUUAGAGAAAAAAUGUAGUUAAUUUUUUUGAAACCGAAAUGAUGAAAUGAAUUUGAUCUUGUCAUUUGAGAUCAGAUAUAUUUUUAGUGCUAAACAUGAAGAAAAGUAUCUAUUUAAGAAUUUUAUAAUGAAACUUGAGCGAUCUAUCAUAAAUAAGGAACUGCUAAUAGUGUGCUUCACUUAUGCUUGUAUGGUUAGGAAUGUAAUUUGUACAAAUUUGAUCUCCAUGGCUUAAAAAACACUGAGUACGAGAGGCCACGAACGUCUAUUUUUAAAGCGAAAUAGGAUGAAACUUCUAUGGGCUCAUUAGCGGUUUGAAAAAUUUGUUUUUCAGUUAAAUUUAUUUUCAAAUUACGUCACUAGUUUCAUUCUUUAAUUAAAGAAUUCUGAGGAUAUUCGGGAGUUCAUGUCAAAAGCUGAGUGCAAUUUGUCAACGGAGAUUUAAAAUAAAUGUGAGUUUUAAUGAUAGCUUUCACAAAAUUAGGCGAGAAAAAAUAGCAGGAAAAUAGAUCGCUUUCAAAGCAAGUUUAACGUCUACUUUUAUUUUUCUACAGUUGGUUAGAGCAAAGUUAGACUCGGUUUUAAUAUUUCUGCUGAGUUUUGUUGCUGCUCAUGAAAAUGGCAUAAUCCCAAAAAAAGCUUAUAGGAAAGAAGGAAAUGAAAGGUAUAUAAUAAGUAUUGUAUCCAAAACUUGGACCAUAUAAAUUGGAAAUAAAUGCGAUUUUCUGAGAGCGAACUUCGAUGACUUUACUGUUGUAAUUUCCAGCCUAGCACCUUAAACGUCUAAUGCGUUUUUUUUAUUUCUGUUCAGUUUUAGAUAAUGUUUGCUUGAUGCGCUCACUAUCAAGUUCAAUUAGUGAUACAUGUAAAGAUUGUUUUUAAUAGAUUUUUAUCUUGAAAACGGUUAACCGGCAAGCAAAUUUCAUUAAAAUCGAGUUUCGAGAUAUCGUUUUUUAUGCUUAACUUAAUGGAAAUUUAUGAAAACAAAAGGAUAAUUUAAUCUCGCCAUUUUACUUGGCGACUGCCAAAGAACUAGUUUGAACGAACACUAAAUAGAUCCAAAACUUGUAUUCGAAAACUGAUUAAAUCGAGUAAUGCCAAAAGCAUGUGUUUGAAUAAACUCGAUUAUUAAUUAAGUUUCAAUUAUAAUUUACAAUAGUUUCGGUACCAUUUGAGUGCUGAUUUUUAAAUCAUGUAUUUUCGAUUGGAUUAUAAAAAUUUUUUUUUCUAUUAAUCUGUUUGAUUAAUCUAAUCGGUAGUGAUGAAACCGCACUUGCGCACACUCCUUGCUCAUACAGUGAACUGAAUUUUAGAAGUCUUCGUGACCUCUAUUGACAAGAAAUUCUCAACUAUUCCCUAACGUGACUCGCUAUAUUUGGUGCUAAACAACAAAAGUAAACAACUGCAGUUUUAAAAAAUAAAAUCUAAAUACUUGAAACAUUUAAAUCCCCAAUGUUAUAUCCGCAUAAUUAUUUUGUCCUCAAUUGAUUUCAACCAUUGAAGUAUAGCCGUGCAUGGAAACGACGUGAAUCUCAAAUGAAAAAUUUUCAUUUUAUCCAAUAAUUUUGAAAAAUAUGAUAGUGAUAUUUUAGGAUGUUUGGGCGUAAAGUUUGGUAACAUGGCGAGUCCAGCUAUUUUUACCCUUUUUUUCUGUUAUGAAGGGGCGUUGACAUUAUUUGUAAUUUCAAGAAAGGCAAUUUUUGAGUAAAUCUAUUGAAGAUGCGUAAAUGAAAUCAAUUACGAUCAAGCUCAUUUCUAAUCGGUUUGCUGCUAUAGAACUCAAUCAAUUGUAGCAAGCGAAUUAUCGAACCGUGCAAUGUGUCUAUUUUUAGAAGAGAUUUCCGGUCAAAAGUGUUUUGGUCUGUCCUUUCCAUUUUUAUCAAGUGCUGACGUGCAGUUGGUGAAAUCAUCAUAAUUAUUGAGAUAUGUUUCAAUUCAAUAAAAGCAGUGCCAUAUAGUCCACAUUUCAUGGUCUUGAUGAUGUAAUUUGAUUUUUUACCGGAAAAUGAGUGCAACAUGCGUACUCGUGUAGUGUUUUGCUAAGUUUCAAAAUUCGGAUCAUUAUUUAUCAAAUUAAUUCAGUAACUAGAAAAAAUAUUUAUGACAAGCAGGAUUUAAUAUUUUUUUUCGGUUAAUUGGGGAGCCCUAAGUUGGAUAGACCCCAAAAUUCAGUCAAAGGGAUCAAAUGAUCAUUACUGGCAAGUAGCAUUGAUAAUUAAGUUUGGUUGAUUGAAGAGUUUUUCACUUAUUCUCUCUACCAUUGCAAAACUAUCAGCUGAGUGAUUCUGCUUUGCUGAGAGAAAUGAACUGACUUAUAAUUUCUAUUCCGCAAAACAAAAAUGCAUUUUGCAGUUUUUUAACCUUUUCAUGUGCAAUAAUGGAAAUAGGUUACUACCUACCAUUGUAAAUAGAAGUAAUUUAUGCGACCAGGAAAUAGACCUGGAGAAUUUCAAAAGGGAGAAAAACUUGCUUUAAAAUUGAGUCCCCUAAAAUCGCCUGAGAUGAUGUUACAUCGCUUAGAGGGAAAUUUAGGAUCUGUAUUGGUAUAGCAACUAACGUCAGAAACAUCAAAUGGUCAAAUGAGAUUAACAAUGACGUCACUUAGAUCUCGGAUGCGUUCGUUUUUUAUGUUAAAUAUAUUCGAUUAAUUUUUAUGUGAUGAUUUUCAGAGUUCACUUUUCUGUUUUCUAUCUUAAUUAAUAAUGUGCUGUAAUACACUAAGCUAGUAGAUAGUUAGCUAACAGCAGUACCCUAAUUCAAUUUUCUGUUAAUUUGUAAAUUUGAAAAUGAGCUUUUAAAAUUAUUUGAUCAAUUUUACGAACAUUAAAUUUAAAUGUCAUAUCUGUACAGAUGCUGUUGUUAAUUCAAUAUUUUUCACAUAA